This is a messenger RNA of Puccinia graminis f. sp. tritici CRL 75-36-700-3, 1385 nucleotides long. RefSeq names its product proteasome subunit alpha type-6. Gene Ontology annotation, biological process: ubiquitin-dependent protein catabolic process. The coding region runs from base 207 to 950 and encodes 247 amino acids. Lineage: Eukaryota; Fungi; Basidiomycota; Pucciniomycetes; Pucciniales; Pucciniaceae. The record is from RefSeq and is a predicted model, not a curated record. The transcript has 7 exons. Gene Ontology annotation, cellular component: proteasome core complex, alpha-subunit complex; nucleus; cytosol.
AGAUACAUAUAUAGAAAGUGGUGGUUCAUGCCUGGGGAGAGCUGACGUCGGCUGUUGGCUUGCGCGUCGAGUUGAGUGAAUUUGAUUACGUAAUCCAUUUUCCAGCCAAGCUCGAUCACUUUCUCAAGGGGGCCGACCCAUCAUCAUCCACAUCCUCAACCGCAAUAACAGCAAGACCAAACCCAGGAAACCGACUCAUCUCCAAGAUGUCGCGAAGCUCUUACGAUAGAUUCUUGACCAUCUUCUCGCCCGAGGGAAGGUUGUAUCAAGUCGAAUACGCCUUUAAAGCGAUCUCCAACUCCGGCCAGACUUCGGUGGCUAUCCGAGGAAACGAUUGUUGCGUCGUGGCUACUCAAAAGAAAGUCCCUGAUAAACUUCUAGAUCCUAGCACAGUCACCCACUUGUUUAAGAUUACUCCGGGUAUUGGUUGUGUGAUGACGGGUCUGAUCGCUGAUGCAAGAGCUCAAGUCUCUAGAGCUCAAUCAGAAGCCGCUGAAUUUAGAUAUCAAUACGGAUAUGAAAUUCCUCCGGAUAUGCUGGCGAAAAGGCUGGCGAACAUCAAUCAGGUUUACACUCAAAGAGCGGCCACUCGUCCCUUAGGCAUUGUAAUGAUUUUGAUAGGCAUCGACUCUGAGCGAGGGCCGCAAUGUUUCAAGAUCGACCCGGCCGGGUACUUUGUCGGGUACAAGGCCACGGCCGCAGGGACCAAGCAAUCCGAGGCGGCCAACCAUCUCGAGAAACAGUUCAAGAAAGAAGGCCCAAACGCAGUGAACUUGAACGGAAACGGGGCGAUCGAAUUGGCCAUCACCACCCUCAAUACCGUCCUAGCUACUGACUUCAAAGCGACCGAGAUCGAGAUCGGUUUGGUCACUAAUGAGAACCCUGAGUUCAGAGUCCUUUCAACCGAGGAAGUUGAUACUCAUCUGCAACGAAUUGGGGACCAAGAUUGAUAAACCAAAUGUACGAAAAUAAGCUUAGUUGUUGUUGUGGAAUGUAACCCCCGAAGCCGGGACACACACCAGCCAUCCUGAUCUCCGAUACUCAUUAUUCAGAGACCUCUGAGAUCGGCUCAAUCGAGAUGAAGGAUGCACUCCAAGGGGCAACAGCCAUUUGAGCUAACCAGCGUGCAGGAAAACUCUGUCCAAGCGUAAAACAAAGAUUGUAUUAUUCUCAUUUUUGUUCUGGGAUCAUCCUGGGAUUUUUCAGAUCGGCUCGUUUGGCUUGAGUCGAUUAUUUAUUUGCUUUGCCAUCCUUCCAAAGAUCAAGUCAAAUACAACACCAAAAAGGUUCGACCACUCAGUGGAGGGAAAGGAACGCCAUUGAUCUCCGCCAUACUUUGCGAAAGAAAAUCAAACUAAAUGAUCAGAUCUAUGUCAAGGUGCCAA